AUGUCUGACGUUGAAGAAAUUGUCGAAGUUCCAGCUGAAGAGUCUGGAGCCUCUUUCGAGGAUGCCUUGAAGGUUGUCCUUAGAACCGCCUUGGUUCACGACGGUUUGGCCCGUGGUCUGAGAGAAGCCUCCAAGGCUCUCUCCAGAAGAGAGGCUCAACUCUGUGUCUUGUGUGACUCUGUUACCGAGCAGUCCAUCAUUAAGUUGGUUGAGGCUCUCUGUGACGAGCCAGAAGAGAAGAUUCCUUUGAUCAAGGUUUCUGACGCCAAGAAGUUGGGUGAGUGGGCCGGUUUGUGUGCCUUGGACCGUGAGGGUAACGCCCGUAAGGUUGUCGGUGCCUCUUGUGUUGUCGUCACCAACUGGGGUGCUGACACCGAGGAGAGAAACCAGAUCUUGGAGUUCUUUGCUUCCCAAUAA
Kuraishia capsulata CBS 1993 is the source of this 417-nucleotide messenger RNA. RefSeq lists its product as uncharacterized. NCBI's taxonomy places the organism in Eukaryota, Fungi, Ascomycota, Pichiomycetes, Pichiales, Pichiaceae. Gene Ontology annotation, cellular component: ribosome; cytosolic small ribosomal subunit. The record is from RefSeq and is a predicted model, not a curated record. The transcript has a single exon. Gene Ontology annotation, molecular function: structural constituent of ribosome. Bases 1 to 417 code for a protein of 138 amino acids. Gene Ontology annotation, biological process: translation.